AUAUGUGUAUGUUAUAUAUCAAGGCUCUAUGGAUUAUAAUAGAACGUGUAGUGUAUGAAUUCUAAUCUUUCUACAAUAUACAUUUGAAACGUACAAUUAUGAGAAAGUAAUCAAAACUAUGAAUAAAAUGUUGAAAUCAAUGAAAUUUGGAAAGAAUGCUUUCCUAAUACUUCGAAAUUCAAGAAUACAGAAAAAAUUAUUUCUUACAGAAGCAUAUCAGUGUCAAGAAGCAUGGGAUCGGAGACUUGAUUCGCCUAUAUUCCAACAAAUAAAACCUGUAGAUUUGUAUCUCGAACUUGAAUCUCAGUUUAAUAGUGUUGGAAAAUUUAAUGCAAUUGACGUUGAUAUUUUUGCUAAUAUUAUCAAAGAAAAAUUGCAUAAAGACGAACUUAUUGAUUUGCUUUACAAAUUAAGAUUAUCUGGUGAAGCGUGUAAUAUUUUAGAAUCUACACAUCAUGCCGUUAUACGGUUUUUUCUUAGUCAUAAUAAUAUUGAUGACCUUUUUGAAGUAUUAAAUGACAGAUUAAAUUAUGGUAUUUUUCCUGAUUAUUUUUGUUACAAUAUACUCAUGAAUAAAUUCAUAAAAGAAAAGGAUUUUGCUUCAGCAGCCAAGGUAGCAGGAUUGUUGAUGCUUCAAGAAGAUUCAGGUCAUCCAAUAUCCAAUGCAUUGUCUGUAUAUUCUUGUCACAGAUAUUUAGAAAAUCCAAAUGAUUGGAAAAUUCCUGAAAUUAAGGAAGAUGAUUCUCAAGAAGAAAUUAAAAUACGUGUUCGAUAUAUAAGGAAUCCAUAUUUCGAUGAUCAUUUUGAUCUUGUUGAUCCUUUGAGUAUAGUUGGUAAAACGUUGGUAUUUCAAGGAAAACACAUGAAUAAUUCUUUAGGAAGAACUUGUCAAUUAAGGGGGAUGAUUCUAUAUAAAAAAUAUGAUAAAGCAAGAGAACUUGUGAACAAGUGGUUAACUGAAGUUAAUAAAGAAAUUGUUCAUGAAGAAGUUUUUGAUUUGAUUAAACAAGAUAAUGCAAAUAUUCCUGAAGAUCAAGUAACCGAAGACUUAAAGAAUUUACAAGUUCUUUUAGAUACAUUAAAAAAUAAGGAUUUACAUAAAGAAAAUUUGUUAGAAAGAAUAGAAAAUGAAGUUAAGUCUGCGGUAGAUCAAUGCACUGAAACAGAUAUAUCUCAACAAAAAGAGACCUUUCUUGAAUGGGAGAGAAUUAGAGGAGUAACAUUGAAGGAACAACAGGCAUUGCUGGAUAAACAAUUAAGAUUAGAAAAUAUAAAGAAGAUGAAGGAGGAAUUAGAAAAGAAAGAGAGAUUAUUAACCUUUUUCGAAAAUGAGGAAAAGAUAGAAUUGGAAAUAGAGAGAAAACAAGAAAUAUUGAAGCAGGAAGAUGAGAAAUUAUUGAAAAAGCCUUAUAUAGUAAAGAAAUUAAAAAAAUUAGUCGAACAAGAAGUUUAUAUACCGCCAAAUGUCUAAAAUUCACAAUAUUAUCAACUUGCAAUUGGAAUUAGAUAAAUACUAUGUAACAUAAAAAUGCAAUAGAGAUUAUUAAAAAUAUAUAUAAAACUUUAUAAAAAUGAAAUAUAGAAACAGACAAACAUAGAUUAUUUACUUUAUAAUAAUAUUUAAUCAACGAAUCAUUUUUUAACAUUUUAGUAUAAAGAAAAUGCAUAAAAAAAUUGUUAUAAUGAUCGUAAAUAACAUUUCAUUUUGUAUGUAUUAUCAUUUGUACAUGCUUAUUCAAAAACAACUUUUUUCAGCAGUUAUUACAAAGAAUUAUUAGAAUUUUUUUCAAAGCUAUAUGCUUACAAGGAAUAUGAAAGUUUAUACUAUUGAACUUUAUACUAAAAAAAGAUUAGGCUUUGUAACAACAUUUCUUGAGCACUUGUGCAUACUGUUUUCCAUUGUAUAUUUGGAGCUGGAAGCUGUAUUAUUUAAAUAUCAAGU
Molecule: messenger RNA, 1942 nt
Organism: Vespa mandarinia (Asian giant hornet)
Lineage: Eukaryota; Metazoa; Arthropoda; Insecta; Hymenoptera; Vespidae
Cellular component (GO): mitochondrion
Molecular function (GO): protein binding
Source: RefSeq, a predicted model, not a curated record